Molecule: messenger RNA, 1374 nt
Organism: Zasmidium cellare ATCC 36951
Lineage: Eukaryota; Fungi; Ascomycota; Dothideomycetes; Mycosphaerellales; Mycosphaerellaceae
Exons: 3
Coding region: 1-1374 (457 amino acids)
Source: RefSeq, a predicted model, not a curated record
AUGUCUUCUCUACCACACGAUCAGGUCAAUGUUAAGACCGAGCCUCAAGAGGACGGCGCUGCUCGCAACACCUACACCUCGACCGAAGGAGGCGCCGUAGCCAUCAAUGGCACUAAGAUGCCACAGGCUGCGUCGCUCGAGCCACCUCAACAGAGGAUCGAGAAAGCCCGUCCAACCGAUCAGAAUACCAUUCCACCUACUCCGACUCGUCACUUCAGGCACCUUUUGAGCAUGGAAGAGGCAACAGGACCCCAGCGACGCAUUUUUGUCGCUCCAGAUGACGACGACAUCCAGGAGGUCAAGAACAGCGAGAUACAAUGGGCGAUCAAGAUCCUGAGCGCCCUACAUGCCCAGAUCACCGACCACCCGAUGAUCGAGGGGAUGUCAGUCGAAGAGUGGAAAGGCUUAUGGACGUCGUUUGAUGGACGGCUGCCGGGCCUGCUGAAGGACGACGCGAACGUCGAGAAGGCUUGGCUCAUUUUGCGCGAAGUGCUUGACCUGCAGGAGAAGGGCCUCCUGAAGAGUUCAAAGUUCGGUGUGUCGCAGGUAGCGACCAUGAAAACCUCUGCAAGGCUGGAACUGGUCAUUCAAUACCUCUCCACCUGUUCCUGCAUUUCCGCUCCCGUCCUCAAAAACACCGAACGCCUCCACGACGUCGUGGCAUCUCCUGGGGGCAUGCUGACGCUGAAAGUCGGUUACAAACUCAGCAACAGCAUUCGCCAAAAACGUUUGAAAGGGGAGCAGCGGAACACUUCCAUCGCUUCUCAGGGAACUCAGCACGACGAGGAGCAGCGACAGCAGCAACGGGAGGAGGUCAUGCAGGCAGACCUAGGUGGGCUCCAGCCGUUUGCUUUCAACCCCGACUUCCUCGAGACCAACGACCGCGCGCAACGCGCCAUGACGCUGCCACCGCCACCGGAAUUCGAGGCUUACAGGAGCUAUCUGGGCCGUCAUUCAACUUCGAGACAGCAGCUCCUUCCGUCCACGUUGCUCCCAAACCCGCACGUUGUUGGCAACCAGACUACAUGUACUGCAGCCAACCCACCGGACGCCGGGCUUCAGCAGCGGUUCAAAACAUCGAGAUUCCCCUCGAGCCAGUACGUGCCUGGCGAUCGGACGACCAGGACCAAUUUUCCACCAGCCACUGUACGGCACCCUUCCACUUUGGCUGCGAUGCCACCGAACCCGUACUCUACUCGCAUUCAGAACGUCGGGACCAAUGUGAUCUUUGCGCUGGUGUUGUUGUUGAGGUUGACAUCAUUGAGAUUUUCGUCAACGAAUUGGUUGCUGUUCUCACAGAUGACCUCAGAGUCGAGAUGCUGGGCAGCGAUGUGGAUGUCUUUCUCCGCCAUGACGAUUGAACAGGACCGGUAG